AUGUUUCAUGAAAAUGAAAAGGUUCGCACAGUUCAAAAGUUCCAAUAUUUAAAUAGUUGUCUUGUUGAAUCUGCAGCAGACGUUGUUAAAACCAUCCCGACAACAGCGGAAAAUUAUAUGCAAGCGUAUGAAGCGGUGGUAUCCAGAUAUGAAAACAAUACAUUAAUUGUACAAUCGCACAUAAGGUAUUUAUUUGACACUCCAAAAGUUGAGAAAGCUUCAGCACUUAAUCUCCGUCAAUUAUAUCAUCAUGUGACGUUUCAUGUGAGGUCAUUAAAAGCUCUUGGACAACCAACUGAACAUUGGGACUCAUCACGCAUGAUUAGUCACUCUAGUAUGCAGCAGGUUAGACAAUGUCACAGUAGGUGA
Macrosiphum euphorbiae (potato aphid) is the source of this 369-nucleotide messenger RNA. Lineage: Eukaryota; Metazoa; Arthropoda; Insecta; Hemiptera; Aphididae. The record is from the annotation of a GenBank genome assembly.